AUGGUUUUGGCUUUAUUCGCCACUUCUUCAAUGGCUCAGGCUCCCGGCGCUGCUCCGGCUCAGCCACCCACCACUCCGGCCGUUCCUCCGCCGUCUACUCCUCCCCCAGUAGUCGCUCCCGCCACUCCACCACCGGCUGCAACCCCACCUCCCGCCACUCCACCAGCCAUGACCCCACCUCCUACCCAACCACCAUCAUCCCCACCGACCCAACCACCAGCUUCACCUCCUACAUCACCAACCCCACCACCAAAGGAAGGCCCGGCCUCAUCUCCGACACCAUCCUCUGCCUCGCCGCCAUCACCACCAUCUGAAGGAAUGGGCCCGUCCGCUAGCCCUGGACCCAACUCGCCGCCACCUCCACCGGGAGACAACGGCGCAGCCACCGUUAGCCGGGGAGUGAUGGUGGGCGGUGCUGUGGCGGGAGCUCUGUUGGCAAUGGUGUUUGCUUAG
Molecule: messenger RNA, 453 nt
Organism: Cucurbita pepo subsp. pepo (vegetable marrow)
Lineage: Eukaryota; Viridiplantae; Streptophyta; Magnoliopsida; Cucurbitales; Cucurbitaceae
Source: RefSeq, a predicted model, not a curated record